AUGGCAGCGCUGCUCCGGGCCGGGCCGUUGUCAGGCCCGUCCCCAGCCGUGGCGGCGGGGCUGCUGGGACUGCUGAGCGUGGCCUUGGCUCUCGGCGGUGACCGGGGCGGCAGCAGGAGCAGCAGCACCAGCAGCACUCCUUUUCCCUGGGACGCAGUAAGGCUCCCCAAGCACGUCAUCCCGCUGCGUUACCACCUCCUCAUCCAUCCUAACCUCACCACCCUGACCUUCGCUGGCACCGCCGCCAUAGAGGUUACAGUCACCCGGCAGACAAGCGCGGUCAUCCUGCACGGCAAGCGCCUACGUGUCACGAAGGCUGCCAUCGAGGCUGGGAGCGCCGGCCUGGCGCAGGAGGCGCGGGUGCUGGAGCACCAGCCCUUCGAGCAGGUGGCACUCCUCGCCGCCGAGCCGCUGCGGGCCGGGCACAACUACACUCUCAGCAUCCAGUACCUCGCAAAUCUUUCCGAGUCCUUCCAUGGCUUUUAUAAAAGCACCUACAGGACCCGGGAGGGAGAACUCAGAGUGCUUGCAGCGACACAUUUUGAGCCGACAGCGGCGCGGAUGGCCUUCCCGUGUUUCGAUGAACCAGCCUUCAAAGCCAGGUUUUCAGUUAGGAUUAGGAGGGAACCGAAGCACCUUGCACUGUCCAAUAUGCCAAUUGUGAAGUCUGUGAAUAUAAAUCCCUGGCUUGUUGAGGACCAUUUUGAUACCACUGUCAAGAUGAGUACAUACCUUGUGGCCUUUAUUGUUUCGGAUUUUAAAUCCAUCAGCAAAAUAACCGGUCAUGGAGUUAAGAUUUCUGUGUACACGGUGCCAGACAAGAUCAACCAAGCUGAUUAUGCAUUGGAUGCAGCAGUGAAACUUUUAGACUUCUAUGAGGAUUACUUCGGCAUUCCGUAUCCUUUACCUAAACAAGAUUUAGCAGCUAUUCCUGAUUUUCAGUCUGGUGCUAUGGAAAACUGGGGACUGACCACAUACCGGGAGUCUGCGUUGUUGUAUGACCCUGAAGAGUCCUCAGCAUCUUCUAAACUUGGGGUUACUAUGGUAAUAGCCCAUGAGCUGGCUCAUCAGUGGUUUGGCAACCUCGUUACCAUGGAGUGGUGGAAUGAUCUGUGGUUAAAUGAAGGGUUUGCAAAAUUUAUGGAGUUCGUGUCAGUCAGUGUUACCCAUCCAGAACUGAGAGUUGAAGACCAUUUCUUAACGAGAUGUUUUCAUGCCAUGGCAGUGGAUGCAUUAAAUUCAUCACAUCCUAUAUCUACUCCAGUGGAAGAUCCAGCUCAAAUUUUAGAAAUGUUUGAUGAUGUUUCUUAUGAGAAGGGGUCUUGUAUAUUAAAUAUGCUGAGGGACUACAUGACUGCUGAUGUAUUUAAAGCUGGACUUGUGCAGUACCUGCAGAAAUACAGCUAUCAGAAUACAAAAACUGAAGAUUUGUGGAACAGCUUGACAAAUAUUUGCCCUACAGUAGGUACCGACAAAAAUGAACUACAAGGUGAUGGUUUUUGCAGAAGAAGCCAACAGUCAUCGUCAAAUGCACACUGGACUAAAGGAGAGACUCUUGAUGUGAGGGCAAUGAUGGAUACCUGGACACUGCAAAAAGGUUUUCCCCUGGUAACUGUCACAGUGAGAGGGAAGAAUGUCCACCUGCAGCAGGAGCGCUACGUGAAGGGAGUACAUUCUCCUUCAUCCACAGGGUACUUGUGGCACAUUCCACUAACCUACAUUACCAGUAAAUCUGACACUGUUCAGAGAUUUUUGAUGACGACUAAAGCAGAUGUCAUUAUCCUUCCGGAAGAGGUGGAGUGGGUUAAAUUCAAUGUGGACAUGAAUGGGUAUUACAUUGUGCACUACGAAGAUGAUGGAUGGGAUCGUCUGAUUAACCUUUUGAAAGAGAACCAUACAGUGAUUAGCAGCAAUGACAGAGCAAGUCUCAUUAGCAACGUAUUCCAGCUCGUGACAAUAAAAAAAUUGCCAAUUUCCAAAGCUUUUGAUUUAACUUUAUAUCUGAAACAUGAAAGACAAAUCAUGCCUGUACUCCAAGGUAUGAAGGAGCUGAUUCCUAUACACAGGCUUAUGGAGAGGAGCAAUACGGAUGGUACAGACAAACAGUUAAAGGACUAUAUAGUCAAUCUAUUUAAAGACCUGAUUGACAAGCAGUCCUGGAGUGAUGAAGGCUCAGUGUCUGAGAGAUUGCUUAGGCACUUGCUCCUGCUGUUUGCGUGCGUGCGCAGGUACCAGCCGUGCGUGGACAAAGCCAAAGGAUAUUUUACAGAAUGGCAGAAAUCCAAUGGAACCUUGAGCUUGCCAGCAGAUGUGAAGACAGCAGUGUAUGCUGUUGGAGCACAAACAUCCGAAGGCUGGGAUUUCCUCCUUAGUAAAUACAAGCUGCAGUCGUUCAGUGUACAGAGAGAGGACAUUGAAUUAGCUCUCAGCUUCAGCAGAAGUAAGGACAAACUUCAGUGGUUAAUGGAUCAAGGUCUGCGUGGUGACAUCGUAAGAACUCAGGAUCUUCCACAUAUUAUUGUAUAUGUUGCCAGAAACCCAUCUGGCUAUCAUCUAGCUUGGAUGUUUUUAAAAGAAAAUUGGGAGAAAAUUGUAGAAAAAUUUGAACUCGGUUCGACUUCCGUAGCAAGCAUUGUCACUGGAGUGACAAGUCAGUACUCGACAAGGUCACAGCUUGCACAGGUAAAAGAAUUCUUCAGUUCUCUGGAGGAAAAAAGCACACGGCUCCGCUGUGUCCAGCAAGCUGUUGAAACUAUCGAAGACAAUAUACAAUGGAUGGAUCGAAAUUUUGAGAAAGUCAAAGCGUGGUUGCAAAACAACCGUCUGUAAAUUAAGGCAGCUUGCUUAUGUUUGUCAGAAAUAACUGAAAGGCACUGAAAAGGUGUGAAAAGUCAGGGUUGGAGGGACAGCUCAAUUGUAUCAGUUUCUGUGGAAGGAGCUGUCAGGCAGUCUAAUGCUGCUGCUCACUGUUUUUCUCUCUCAUGGCUGUGGUUUGCUGGGAGCAGAACUACACCAUUCAUCGAUCUCUUUCACCAGGUAACACUUCUAAGAGAAAAGGAACAUUGUACACUGAACUAAGGCGUAGGGGAGGCUGACUACCAGAAAUCUGAAAUACACUGCUUCUGAAAAGGCAGAAGGUACUGGGAGGCAACCAACCAAGAGCAACUUUUCCCCCUGCAAAUGCUGACCCUUCCAGUAUCUUUCCUACAAAGAUAGAACUGGCAGCUCUAUUUAACACAGAAGUGCACUGAAGCUCUGGAGGAAAGCCAUCUUUGCAUCUGUCUUUACCCUUACGGUUUAUGUUUCCAGGAGAAUAAUUUUUACAAACGUGUACCUGGGAUCACGCUUCACAUAUAAUUAAAAAAAAAACCCCAAGUAUCGACUGUAAUUAAAAUUGCAUCUGUCAGAGUUAAUAUGAGAAGGACUAGGUCUAUGCAAGCUUUAUUGUAGUCUCUCAGGGCCGGAGGUCGUUGCGGUGGUGUGGAUGGCCGAGUCCCUGCUGCGCUUCUGUCCCCCGAGUAUCACCCUCUCCCAGGGGUUCUGCCCCACUCCUUUUGCUGCUGAUGUAAAUACUUUGCCUGCGCUGGAAAUAUGCGUGCGCUUUUAGCGAACAUUCAGGAAAUGAGUACAUACAUUUUGUGUAGGGGAAAAAAAAAAAAAUCAGUGAUUUUCACUUCAGAUGAUUAACCAUCAGUAUGUUUUAGCAGGAAUUUUUAAUUAUCCCUGUUUCACCUAAUUGAAAUGCAACCGUUGUCACAUGUACUCACUGACAUUUAAAAGGACAGUCAGUCAUUCAUAAUGGUCUUUAUAUCUUACCUGUAGGGUAAUGGUAAGAAUUGUAAGCUCAUUGCUCUAAGGAGAGAAAUUAUUACUAUCAUGUGCUCGGAAGGGACAGUUACUUAAGAAAGCUAAAUUGAAAUCUUGGAGGUGAGGUUUUUUUUGGUGGAGGGUUUUUUUUCAACAGGCAGUUGUGAAUGGCUGCCUCCAUUUACCUGCAGAAACCUUUUAUUUCUGUACUAAACUUUAAAAAAAAAAAAUUCCAACUAAUUACCACAUAUGCUUAAAUGCACUUGAUUUCUUUGCUCUUACAACCAUGCCCUCAGUGCGAUUCCGUAGCGUUUAUUUCCUCUGCGGUUCUGACCUGUCUCAGUUUCCUCACUGAUACGCUGAAGCAGCCAGAACCUUUAACAAAGAUAAAGACUUCAGGAAAAAUGCAUAACCUGGAACUAAUCAUAAGCUUUUGACUGUGCCUUGCCUGCUCUUCUCUCAACUAGAAAUUACACCUGCCCAAGUAGCUGAAACCUGCUUCAUUAGAGUUCAGAAAGGCUGUGGGGUUCUGCUAUUGAGGGUGAAAACCUCUGUCAUGACGUUACAGAAAAUACCGUUUCCUUUCGCUCGCCAUAUCCUUUUAUAUACCAGGCAUCGUGAACCUCUGACCUCGUUAAGGGAAACAGGAAUUCUGAGCAGGCUGUGCAUCAUGCGUACAACCUUUUCUGGUAUUUGAGGCACUGUUGACUGUUGCUUGCUUUAAAAUGUUUUCAGAGCUGAAAAGGCAAUUUAACAAAAAAUAAAAUUCGUUUACACG
This is a messenger RNA of Gymnogyps californianus (California condor), 4585 nucleotides long. It is a transcript of the gene ERAP1, whose product is annotated as endoplasmic reticulum aminopeptidase 1. Lineage: Eukaryota; Metazoa; Chordata; Aves; Accipitriformes; Cathartidae. Gene Ontology annotation, molecular function: peptide binding; zinc ion binding; metalloaminopeptidase activity. Gene Ontology annotation, biological process: proteolysis; peptide catabolic process. The record is from RefSeq and is a predicted model, not a curated record. Bases 1 to 2829 code for a protein of 942 amino acids. Gene Ontology annotation, cellular component: cytoplasm. The transcript is spliced from 18 exons.